Drosophila persimilis is the source of this 522-nucleotide messenger RNA. RefSeq lists its product as uncharacterized. The record is from RefSeq and is a predicted model, not a curated record. The transcript is spliced from 2 exons. Lineage: Eukaryota; Metazoa; Arthropoda; Insecta; Diptera; Drosophilidae. The coding region runs from base 59 to 451 and encodes 130 amino acids.
UGCUUCAAAAUUAGAGUUUGGUUUUAGUUUAGUUUUGGAAGACAUCCAUACAGCCACAAUGCCUUUCUUUCGUGAAUUGAACUACGAGCAACGCCAGACACUAGAGCAAUGGUUAAAGAAAUAUGAGGUGGAGCUGAAUUUUCGCACGCGCAACGAAUUCAGCGACGCCUUCGCGGUGGCAAAACUCUUCGACAAGGUGCACCCCGGACUCGUGGACUUCAGGUGCUAUUUGGCCCGCAGCAGCGUGGCGCUGAAGAAACAAAACUGGCAUAUAUUCAACAUAAGGACUUUGAAGCGAAUGAAUAUGGGCCUGAGCCAACGGGACCUCUACAGACUGGCCCGCGGCGGCGGAUGGGCCCUCGAGACGCUGCUCUACAAGCUGAUGAUGACCGAUGUGCCGCCGAGGGCCGAGGGCGGGGAGGAGGGGACACUCCAAGAGAGCAGAGAUUAACCAAACAGAGAGAAUGGUACUGGCGUACGGCUAAGGAAGACAUUUUCGGAAUCUUUUGAAUAAAUAUUUAA